Messenger RNA from Menidia menidia (Atlantic silverside), 417 nucleotides. Lineage: Eukaryota; Metazoa; Chordata; Actinopteri; Atheriniformes; Atherinopsidae. The record is from the annotation of a GenBank genome assembly.
CUGGCAGGACGUGGAGGAUCGUCUGGAGCGAAGUUCCGCAUCUCGCUGGGUCUCCCAGUGGGAGCGGUGAUCAACUGCGCCGACAACACAGGUGCAAAGAACCUGUACAUAAUCUCUGUGAAGGGCAUCAAGGGGCGUCUGAACCGGCUGCCCGCUGCAGGAGUCGGCGACAUGGUCAUGGCCACAGUCAAGAAAGGCAAGCCAGAGCUCAGGAAGAAGGUGCAUCCUGCGGUGGUGAUCCGGCAGCGGAAGUCGUACCGGCGAAAAGAUGGCGUGUUUCUCUACUUUGAGGACAACGCGGGGGUCAUAGUGAACAACAAAGGAGAGAUGAAAGGUUCUGCUAUCACAGGCCCCGUCGCCAAAGAGUGCGCCGACCUUUGGCCCAGGAUCGCCUCCAACGCUGGCAGCAUAGCCUGA